AUGGCGGCUUUCGCUCCUCUGAGAGGGUUGACUAGAUGGGGCUCUUCCAUCUGCAGAAGCCAGCGUUUCAUACUGAACAGGACUGGUGCCAACAGAGGAAUAGCUUCAAGUAUAGACCCUUCACAUGGACUCUCAGACGAACAAAAGGAGUUUCAAAAGGUUGCUUUUGACUUUGCAGCCAAUGAAAUGGCACCACAAAUGGCAGAAUGGGACCAAAAGGAAAUCUUUCCUGUGGAGACUAUGAGAAAAGCUGCCCAGCUGGGCUUUGGGGGCAUUUAUGUUCAACCAGAUGUUGGGGGAUCUGGCCUGUCCCGACUCGACACAUCUGUUAUCUUUGAGGCUUUGUCAACAGGAUGUGUCAGCACUACAGCAUACAUCAGUAUCCACAAUAUGUGUGCAUGGAUGAUCGACACGUUUGGCAACACUGAACAAAGAGAGAAGUUUUGUCCUGACCUUUGUGCAAUGGAUAAAUUUGCUUCAUAUUGUCUGACUGAACCAGGUAGUGGCAGUGAUGCUGCAUCCCUCCUGACAACUGCCCGUAAUAAUGGAGACCAUUACAUAAUGAAUGGCUCAAAGGCUUUCAUCAGCGGAGGAGGAGAUACCGAUGUUUAUGUUGUGAUGUGCAGGACAGGAGGCAAAGGUCCCAAAGGCAUUUCAUGUCUAGUGGUGGAAAAAGGGACGCCUGGUCUCAGCUUUGGUAAAAAGGAACGCAAGGUGGGCUGGAAUUCGCAGCCAACCAGAGCAGUAAUAUUUGAGGACUGUGCAGUUCCUGUGUCCAACCUGCUCGGUGAAGAAGGACAAGGAUUUAAUAUCGCUAUGAAAGGCUUGAAUGGAGGCAGGAUCAAUAUAGCGUCUUGUUCCCUUGGAGCUGCACAUGCAUCGUUGUUGUUGGCAAGAGAGCACCUUUCAGUUCGUAAACAGUUUGGAGAAACACUGUCCAACAACCAGUAUCUUCAGUUCCAACUGGCAGAAAUGGCCACGAAACUCAUAGCAUCUCGACUAAUGGUGCGAGAGGCUGCCAAAGCUCUCCAAGAGGGACGAUCUGAUGCCGUUUCUCUCUGCUCCAUGGCAAAACUCUUUGCUACAGAUGAAUGCUUUUCUAUCUGCAACCAGGCCCUUCAGAUGUAUGGUGGAUACGGUUACCUUAAGGAUUACCCCGUUCAGCAGUUUGUCCGAGACAUUAGAGUACAUCAGAUUCUGGAAGGUACAAAUGAAGUCAUGAGAAUGAUUAUUUCAAGAAAUUUGUUAUCAGAGUCUUGA
This is a messenger RNA of Knipowitschia caucasica, 1260 nucleotides long. NCBI's taxonomy places the organism in Eukaryota, Metazoa, Chordata, Actinopteri, Gobiiformes, Gobiidae. The record is from the annotation of a GenBank genome assembly.